AAGAAAAAGGAAAAAUAUAGGCUGAAAGUUUUGUAUAUUCUUUUGCAAAAAAUUUAGACUCUAUGGAAUAAUUUAUUAUUUUUAAGAAUAAAUAAGCAGUUUUUAUUAAAUUUUUAUAGUUAUAUUAAGUUUUCAAAUAAAAAUGGCAGAUCUAGAAGCUGUGUUAGCUGAUGUUAGCUACUUAAUGGCUAUGGAAAAGUCAAAAUGUACACCAGCAGCUAGAGCUAGCAAGAAAAUUGUCCUGCCUGAUCCAAGUGUUCGUAGUGUAAUGCAAAAAUACCUGGAAAAAGAAAAUGAAAUUACAUUCUACAAUAUCUUUAAUCAGGUCUUAGGAUUUCUUUUGUUUAAGGAUUAUUGUGAAAAUGUUUGCGAUGAACCUGUACCACAAUUAAAGUUUUAUGAAGAGAUAAAAAAGUUCGAAAAAACUGAAUGUUAUGAUGAUAGAAAGAAAUUGGCAAAAGAAAUAUAUGACAACUUUAUUAUGAAGGAAAUGCUCUCUCACACCCAUGAAUACUCAAGGGAGGCUGUUACAAAUGUUCAAAAGUAUUUAAUGAAAAACGAGGUCCCUAUAAAUUUAUUUGAACCCUAUAUUGAAGAAAUAUUCAAUCACCUGAAAGGCAAACCAUUUCAGAAAUUUCUUGAAAGCGAAAAAUUUACAAGAUUUUGUCAAUGGAAAAAUUUGGAAUUAAAUAUUCAGUUGUCAAUGAAUGACUUCAGUGUUCAUCGUAUAAUUGGGAGAGGCGGUUUUGGUGAAGUGUACGGUUGUCGGAAGGCAGAUACAGGGAAAAUGUACGCUAUGAAAUGUCUAGACAAGAAACGUAUCAAAAUGAAACAAGGUGAAACACUAGCACUAAAUGAGAGGACGAUGCUAUCUUUGGUUAGCACAGGAAUCGAUUGCCCAUUUAUUGUAUGUAUGACGUACGCAUUUCAUACGCCAGAUAAGCUUUGUUUCAUACUGGAUUUAAUGAAUGGUGGAGAUUUGCAUUAUCAUUUGUCUCAACAUGGUGUUUUCAAUGAAUCCGAAAUGAAGUUUUAUGCUGCCGAGGUAAUAUUGGGAUUGGAACACAUGCACAAAAGAUUCAUUGUUUAUAGAGAUUUAAAGCCUGCGAAUAUAUUAUUGGAUGAAAAUGGUCAUGUCAGAAUAUCAGAUUUAGGACUUGCAUGUGAUUUCUCUAAAAAAAAGCCUCAUGCAUCAGUUGGAACCCAUGGCUAUAUGGCACCAGAGGUAUUGGCUAAAGGCGUGGCUUAUGAUUGUAGUGCAGAUUGGUUUAGUUUCGGUUGUAUGCUCUAUAAAUUAUUGAAAGGACAUUCACCAUUUCGGCAACAUAAAACAAAAGAUAAAAACGAAAUCGACCGUAUGACCUUGACAAUGAAUGUUGAGCUACCCGAUACAUUUAGCGAUGAAUUAAAAAAUCUUUUAGACAGUCUUCUUCAAAGAGAGGUGUCGAGCCGCCUUGGGUGUAAAGGCAGAGGAGCUGAUGAAGUGAAAGAGCAUUCAUUUUUCUACGGUAUUGAUUGGCAUCAAGUUUAUAUCCAAAAAUAUACCCCACCGCUUAUCCCACCAAGAGGUGAAGUAAAUGCUGCUGACGCAUUUGACAUUGGGUCUUUUGAUGAGGAGGAUACAAAAGGAAUUAAAUUAACUGAAGCAGAUCAAGAGUUGUACAAAUAUUUUCCUUUAGUUAUAUCCGAAAGAUGGCAGCAAGAAGUUUCUGAAACUGUUUUUGAAACCGUUAACAUAGAGGCAGAUAAAUUAGAACAAAAGAAAAAGUCAAAACAAAAACAACGUUUUGAUGUUGAUGAAAAGGAAUCAGAUUGCAUACUUCAUGGAUAUAUUAAGAAAUUAGGUGGUGCAUUCGCUUCCAUAUGGCAAACCAGAUAUGCAAAGUUGUAUCCUAAUAGACUUGAAUUGCACACUGAAAGCGGAAGUGCGAAGCCAGAGUUAAUAUUUAUGGAUCAGAUAGAAGAAAUAUCAUCAGAUUUUAUUCAGUAUAAAAAUGAGAAUUGCAUACAAAUCCGAAUGAAAGAGAGUAUACGUGACGGAAGAAUAGUUCUUACAAAUCAGGAUGAAAUUGGUUUAAAGGAGUGGUCAUAUUCAUUACAAUCCGCUCAUAAAACAUCGCAAGAAUUAUUGGGUUCAGUAGCAAAGAAAGCUGGAAAAAUUUAUGGAACUGAAAGGGAUAUGUCCUCAAAAAAUUUAGUUAUUACUAGUGCACAUCUUUCAGCAAAACCAACUAAUGUACCAAACUAGCGGGGCAUAUUAUUAAAAUAUUUAUUAUUGUAAAAUUGUGGGCAAAAAUCAUGUUUAGCUGCAUAAGUAAUUUUACUGUUGUCACUUCCUAUACCUUAUGCAUUUUACGUGUACUUCUCUUAUGCUUUUUUUCUUUUAUUAAUAUUUUUUUAAUGUUUUUAUAUUUAAGUUUAUGUAUAAAUAUAUAUUUUUAUGCUGAUAUCGGA
Condylostylus longicornis is the source of this 2454-nucleotide messenger RNA. RefSeq names its product G protein-coupled receptor kinase 1 (gene Gprk1). The transcript is spliced from 15 exons. Gene Ontology annotation, biological process: regulation of signal transduction; protein phosphorylation; G protein-coupled receptor signaling pathway. Gene Ontology annotation, molecular function: ATP binding; G protein-coupled receptor kinase activity; G protein-coupled receptor binding. The coding region runs from base 143 to 2248 and encodes 701 amino acids. Lineage: Eukaryota; Metazoa; Arthropoda; Insecta; Diptera; Dolichopodidae. The record is from RefSeq and is a predicted model, not a curated record.